AUGGGAUACGGCAGAAGGCCUUACCGGCAGGAAGAGGUGUUUGUGGGUGUAGGGGGGUUUGACGAGGGGGGAGAGGAAGAAGUGUGUGUGGUAGAGAACGGGGCCGUUUCAUGUACCGUGAUUGGCAGCAGCAGCUCCAUUGGUAUCACCUUCAACAGCAGCCUGCCACAUCAGCACAGCCUGGCAGUGGAGUUUGACACGUCAUCAACUCGUCUGUUCCUGGACCCAACGGUGCAGCACGUGGGGAUCAACAUGGACUACAGCAUGGCGUCAGCAGGCCAUGCGUCCGUGCACCCCGCGGGCAUCCCCUCUCUGGCUGCCAAUGCCAACCAAACACUGCAUGCAUGGGUGGCAUACAACGCCACCGCCUCGCUGCUCUCCGUGCGCCUCUCCUCCUCGCCCGCCAUGCCCCCCUCCGCCCUCCUCUCCCUCCCCUUCAACGCCUGUGAUCUCUUUCACUCUGCUUCGGAGAACGGUGGGGACGGGGAGGCCGUGUUGGUGCAAGUGGGGUUUGCAGCGGGCACGGGGCUGCUGCCUCUGCACACGCAGAUGCACAACAUCCUCUCCUGGGCCUUCCAGGUCGACACCCAAGCGCCGGCUCCUCUACCGCUGUGGCAGCAGCCAUCGCUCUCCUUGCCCUUCUUCACGCAAGGUGCCCGCUUCACUGCCUGGGGAUCAACUCGCCACACCUUCUCCUCGCUGCAACUCACCCCGGGCAACGACGACGAGGAGACAGGCGCUGCCUUCUUCCCCCUCCCCCUGCCCCUGCUCUCGCUCCUCCCCCCUCCUCCCCCCCGCAAGGGGAAGAAUGGCGGAAAAACCGAUGCUGUGGUGUGCAAGGCUCGAUCCUUCACCUCGUGGUUUGCGUUUGAUCUCAACGGGAGAAUGACAAACGGGUUUGGGGUAGUCUUUGUGCUAAGUACUCGGCCAGGGGUGGGGCAAGGAGGGACGGGCAUGGGGUAUGGCCGGGACUCGCAAGGGAGGGAUGCGAAUGGGACGUGGGCGGAUGGAGCGAGGAGUGUGGCAGUGAUGUUUGAUGCCUACAGCGGCGUUGACCCUAACCAUGACAUUAACAAGGACGUGGCGAUUCUCUCCGUUCUCACUGACUUUAACGUGACUCAGCGCCUGAAUUCUUCGUCGCAGAAGAGAUACACUUCAUCCUCUUUGUUGUACAGCAUGAGGGUGGACUAUACGGCUGCCGCUAAGACACUGGAGGCAGUGACUUAUAACGGGGCACAGAGGAUGGGGGGUGUGAAGCUGACUCUUGACCUGUGCUCUGUGUUCUACGAUGCCAAUAGCAGCAGUGCAGGAGUGAUUCCGGUGUUUGCGGGAUUCAGCAGUGCCAGCACGAUUGCGUGUGUUCAGGCCAUCAAAGCGUGGACCUUCCGAUUCACAGACGUCAACCCAUGCACGGCAUGGGACGUGAAUCCAUGCGGUGCUGGCAGGUGCACUGCGGUGCGGUCAGCGACCACAGGCACAUACACCAGCACGUGCUCGUGCCCUCUCAGCCAGCCCAGCUACAAGCUCCCCCAAAUGCCCGCCUUCCAAUCGUGCUUCAAUGAGUUCCCCGCAUGUCGUCUUAACAGCACUGACACCUGUGCGCCGGGCGUGUGCCUGGAGGGCUAUGAUGCCACCUCCUUCUGCCUCUGCCCGCCCGCCUUCUUCCCCCUCGACUACUCUAACCCCCUCAAGCAACCCUGUAACCAAGUGAGCAAUUCCGCUGCUCGAGUGCCAUUCUUCCCAGCACCCCCCGGCCUCACAUGCCCUCUGCUGCUAGACAUAUUUGACCUCUCACCUCAAGAGCUGCUCGAGAGUAACAAGGGCAUGGCAUGUGAAAAACCCAUACCGCGUGGGUUGAUAGUCAACGUGUCGGCUUCUGCCAACAAGAGCUGCAGCAGCAUGUGCAGCAGCAACCAGGUGAGGCAUGUGCAGCAGCAACCAGGUGAGGCAUGUGCAGCAGCAACCAGCACCAACCAGGUGAGGCAUGUGCAGCAGCAACCAGGUGAGGCAUGUGCAGCAGCAACCAGCACCAAGACGCGCACCUACCCCGUGGCGGCGUGCAUGGCGCACAAGGCUCUCGAGUCCGACCUGCACACGUGCCAGCAGACCGCCACGUUCGGCAACGGGCGGAGCCGCAUGGGCUACUCCAAGAUCUUCCGCAUCAACCCCGCUCUCUACUGCGACCACAUGCUGCCCGGUGCUGCUGGGUGGGACGACUCUGUUCUCGACACGGUGCGCACUUCUGAAUUGCACCUGAAAGUUUAG
This is a messenger RNA of Closterium sp. Naga37s-1, 2265 nucleotides long. Lineage: Eukaryota; Viridiplantae; Streptophyta; Zygnematophyceae; Desmidiales; Closteriaceae. The record is from the annotation of a GenBank genome assembly.